Messenger RNA from Xiphias gladius (swordfish), 5099 nucleotides. It is a transcript of the gene brpf1, whose product is annotated as bromodomain and PHD finger containing, 1. NCBI's taxonomy places the organism in Eukaryota, Metazoa, Chordata, Actinopteri, Istiophoriformes, Xiphiidae. Gene Ontology annotation, molecular function: protein binding. Gene Ontology annotation, cellular component: MOZ/MORF histone acetyltransferase complex. The record is from RefSeq and is a predicted model, not a curated record. Bases 255 to 4160 code for a protein of 1301 amino acids. Gene Ontology annotation, biological process: regulation of transcription by RNA polymerase II. The transcript is spliced from 16 exons.
GGAGGAGACCCAAUUGGUUGAUAAACCUUAGAUAUUUGAUCAAAUAAUAACCCCGAUCACGUAUGAUAUAGUAGUUUGGUAAACGCGCGAAACCAGACCUUAUAUUGUCAUUUUGCUGCUCAGGGUCUGGUAUUCACAGGAUGAGGUCAUUGUGGAGGGAAACACUGUAGAGGGCUGAGUGGUCGUCUAAGUUACAGUCAGGCUACAGUAUGUAAUCCUGUACAGCAUCUGUCCCAGCAGUGGCUGUUGGCACAAUGGGGCUGGACUUUGACGUAAAGACAUUUUGUCACAAUCUGCGGGCCACCAAGCCCCCUUAUGAGUGCCCAGUGGAGACCUGCCGUAAGGUUUACAAGAGCUACAGUGGCAUUGAGUAUCACCUUUACCACUAUGACCAUGACAACCCAACUCCUGCACAGGCUGUACCCCAGAAGAAGAGAAAGGGGCGGCCUCCUCGUGCAUCACUGGCCGGGUCAGGAGAUACAGAUGAUGGUGGAGGCAAUGGAGGUGGAGGACCGGGGCACGGGGGGAACACCCCUGGUAGCCCCAACCGGUCCGAGCGUUCUCACUCCCCCGGCAGAGAGACAAUGACCUAUGCCCAGGCACAGCGCAUGGUGGAACUGGAGAUUCAAGGACGCAUUCAUCGCAUUAGUAUCUUUGAGAACAUUGAUGUGGUGUCGGAGGAAGACAGUGAUGCAGAGGAUACUCCCCCGCCUGGUACUGGUGGGAGUGGUGGAGGUGUUUGUAACGGUAGUGACGGUGGAGCCGGAGGUAGCGAGUUAGGAGGGAGCGGCAAGGACCGGCCAGAUAUCCCAUCUUCUAAUGGGGGCAAAGCCACCCCAAAAUCUGGGAAGCAUAAGAGUAAAGAAAAGAAGAAGGAUGGCUCAUCGCAUCAUCACAGCGCUCAGUCCGGGCCUGCAGUCAAGCUCCCUGAGGCGGUGUUCAGAGAGCUGGACCAAGAGAGACCUGACGCCCCUCCCCGGCCGUCAUCUUACUACAGGUACAUCGAUAAGUCUGUGGAGGAGCUGGAUGAAGAGGUAGAGUAUGACAUUGAUGAGGAGGACUACAUCUGGCUUGACAUCAUGAACGACAAGCGGCGGCGUGAUGGUGUGACACCCAUACCUCAGGAGGUCUUUGAGUACCUCAUGGACCGCUUAGAGAAGGAGUCCUACUUUGAGAGCCACAACAAGGCAGACCCCAGUACCCUAAUUGAUGAAGAUGCUGUCUGCUGCAUUUGUAACGAUGGAGAGUGUCAGAACAGCAAUGUGAUCCUGUUCUGCGACAUGUGUAACCUGGCGGUGCACCAAGAGUGCUAUGGCGUGCCCUACAUCCCAGAGGGCCAGUGGCUAUGUCGUCGUUGCCUGCAGUCUCCAAGUCGAGCUGUGGACUGUGCUCUCUGUCCCAACAAGGGAGGAGCUUUUAAACAGACAGACGAUGCGCGCUGGGCACACGUAGUGUGCGCCCUCUGGAUCCCAGAGGUCUGCUUUGCCAACACAGUCUUUCUGGAGCCGAUUGAUAGUAUUGAGCACAUCCCUCCUGCACGCUGGAAACUCACCUGCUACAUCUGCAAGCAGCGUGGUUCAGGUGCCUGCAUCCAGUGUCACAAAGCCAACUGUUACACAGCCUUCCACGUCACCUGUGCCCAGCAGGCAGGCCUCUAUAUGAAAAUGGAGCCUGUCAGAGAGACUGGGGCCAAUGGCACCUCUUUCAGCGUCCGUAAGACAGCUUACUGUGACAUCCACACACCGCCAGGAUCAGCCCGACCUUUGGGAGGAGUAGGCGGGGCCAGUAUGGGUUCAUCCCACAGUGAAGGAGAGCUGGAGGAGGAUGACGAGCCCAGCAUCGGCCACGAUGAUGACUCCAAGGGCUGGAGCUCUGAGCGAGCCAAGAGGGCAAAGGCAAAAUCCAGGCUGAAGAUGAAGAGAGCAAGGAAGAUCUUAGCUGAGAGGAGAGCUGCUGCGCCAGUGGUGUCUGUGCCCUGUAUACCUCCCCACAGGCUCAGCAAAAUCACCAGUAAUUUGACGGUACCCAGGAAGAGCCAGUUCAUGCAACGACUUCACAGCUACUGGACCCUGAAGAGGCAGAGUCGCAAUGGUGUACCUCUGCUGCGCCGGCUCCAAACCCACCUGCAGUCACAACGACAUAUUGACCCACUCCCACCACAACCUUCGUCGCAGCUUCCUUCAGUGUUGCAGAGGGACAGCGAGGAGAAACAGACUGCUUUAAAGGAGCAGCUGAAGGCAUGGCAGAGACUGAGGCACGACCUAGAGAGAGCCAGGCUACUGGUGGAGCUCAUCCGCAAGAGGGAAAAACUCAAGAGGGAGACGAUUAAAGUGCAGCAGAUGGCGUUGGAGAUGCAGCUGACUCCUUUCCUGGUGCUGUUGAGGAGUACGUUGGAACAGUUACAGGAAAGAGACACGAACAAUUUUUUCACUGAGCCUGUACCACUGGCAGAGGUGCCAGACUACCUGGACCAUAUUGACACUCCAAUGGAUUUCCAGACCAUGUGGAAUCUGCUGGAGUCCCAUCGCUACCUCACUUUUGAGGCCUUUGAGGCAGACUUCGGCCUCAUUGUCAACAACUGCCUCAAGUACAACGCCAAGGACACUGUCUUUUAUCGUGCUGCCCUGCGGCUCAGAGAAAUGGGUGGGGCUGUAAUAAGAACAGCCAGGCGCCAAGCUGAACGGAUCGGCUUCGACUAUGAGACUGGCAUGCACCUCCACCGAGAGCCGAGUCCAGACAGUCAGCGUGACCAAGAGAGAGAAAGGGAGAGGGAGAGGGAGCGGGAGCGAGACAGGGAUAGAGAAAGAGACCGGCCAUUGUCUUCUAAUGAAGAUGACCUGCUCCUGCCAGAGAACAGGCGACGGCUACCACUGGAAGAGCAGCUGCAUUACCUGCAGGCGCGUCUUGACGAGGUCAGCUCAGGGAAGCACAGCAUUGGUCAGUCUCGUAGAGCCAAAGCUCUGCGAAAAGAGAUCAGUGUCAUCAAGAGGAAGCUUGCACACCAGCGGGAGGGAGGCUCCGGCAUGGGGGGCCGGGAGUCUGUGGGAGGAGGAGACCGGGGUUCUUCUCUCCCCCAUCACCCAUCCUCUUCAGGACACCACGACGAGGGGGGAGAAAGCAGCAGCCAGGAGAUUGGUGGAAAAGAUAUGAGUGUUUCCUCGUCUGCCCUGGCUCCAGAGGUUGGCCGUCGGACAUCUGUCCUCUUCUCCAAGAAGAAUCAAAAAAUGACUGGACCUCCCAAAAGGCCAGGACGCCCUCCCAAGAACAGGGAUGCUGGCUACGCUGGGGCAGGGGUAAGCCAAAGCCCUAUUGGUCCCCCACAGCUGCCCCUGCUGUCACCAGCCAGGCAGAGGAAGAGGCCCCGCAGCCCCCACAGCAGCUCCACCUCUGACAGUGACAGUGACAACGACGACCUGCUGCCAGGUUUGCCAAGUAAUGGCUUUGAUGGAGGAAACCAGCCAGUGACAGAGAGCUUCCGCGUGUACAGAAAUGAGCCUCGUCUCCCUCGUUCCAGUUCAGACUCUGAGUCCACAACCAGCAGCAGCAGUAGUGCUGCUUCUGACAGGACCAGUACGACCCCCUCUAAACAGGGCAGAGGAAAGGCAUCGUUCUCUCGCUCUGCCUUCCAGGAAGACAGCAGUGAGGAAACAUCUGGCACCGAAAAUGAUUCAUACUCAGUUGGCGGAUCACGGGGCGUUUCACAUUUAGUGCGUGGCCGGGCCAGGUCAGGAUGCUGGAUGACAUCUGAUGACUAUUCUUCUCUGGAAGCUCUGGACCUGGUGUGGGCCAAGUGCAGAGGAUAUCCUUCAUACCCUGCUCUGAUAAUAGACCCAAAGAUGCCCAGGGAGGGGGUUUUCCACCGGGGCGUCCCAAUCCCUGUCCCCCCUUUGGAUGUGCUGAAACUCGGGGAGCAAAUGACCCAGGAAGCCAGGGAACACCUCUUCCUGGUUCUCUUCUUUGACAACAAGAGAACCUGGCAGUGGCUGCCGCGCUCUAAGCUGGUGCCGCUCGGAGUGGACCAGGAGCUGGACAAGGAGAAGAUGCUGGAGGGCAGGAAAUCAAACAUCCGCAAAUCAGUGCAGGUGGCCUACCACCGGGCCAUGCAGCACCGCAGCAAGGUGCAGGGAGACCCGAGCAGCGAAACCAGCGACAGUGACUGAACACAGACAAACCUUAUGUGUUGGUCCUUGCAGGUGUUGUGGAGUAUAUGUUUCUCUAUAGAGAGCCCAGCCCUACAUCACGGAACACAAGUAAUAGUGCCAGUGGCACCAAGUGGAAAAAGAACUCCGAUGCAUUAGCCCCAAUCCACGCACACCCAUGCACACUAAGCCGUAUUUAAUCUGACAUGUAAAAUACUGUAUUUAAGAGAAUUGCAAAAAAAAAUGGUAUUAAUGGUAGUGAUGGAAAAAUAUGCUAUGUUCAAAAUCAUGAAUCAGAAUAUUACUUGUAUGUGGUCGAUAUAUAUAUGUUUAAUAACAAAUGAGAUGAUGGUUUACAAACUCAAAAAAUGAACAUAGUAUUACAUUAUGAUGGAUACACAACUCUGCAUCUCCCUGUCGUUCUUACACAUCAUUCACACGUGUAAUUUUACAUGUGUGAACAGGGAAAUGCAUGUAGUGUACAUUAAAUCCACACUGUGGGUGUGACUGGGAAUGCCAUCGCUCUAGCAUUCAUCACCCAACUCUCCAAAAAAAACAAAAAAAAAAAAACAAAACAAAGGCCUGGUGCUAGUGUCGUUUCUCAGUGGAGCACAAAGAGAGACUGUGGCAGCCUGAACUGAGGGCAAGCCAACGUUGAUGUUAUUUAUUCUGCUUACUCCUUAACAAGGUCAACAAGCUUGUUUCAUCAUGGACUACUUCUAAUCACUCCAACUACACAAGAUGUCAUUGUGUGGUUCUUUUCAUGGGUCUCCCGUUUUUACAGUUUUGGUAACGGACGUCUGUGUCACACAGGCCACUGGUCAUGGAAUAAUGAGGACUAAACGGAAACACAUGAUCGCCUCUCUGUCUGUCUUAGUCUCAGGCUGAUGGCUUUAGAACUUUUAUAUAUACAGAUUACAUAAAGAUAGAAAUUUAAUAAAAAGAAUUGAGUUUUUUAAA